AAUGGGGGUAACGUUUUAUGAAAUUCCUAGUCAGUAACCUUAAGCCAAUGUUUUUGGACAAUCUAACGUUAACGUUAGUUAGCUAGCUGCUACCUACAUUUGCAAAAUUAGCUAGCUAAUUGUCCUCGUCACACAGAGAAAGCCAGAGAAGGGACAGACUUAAUGCUAAACAGCAGCCUUAUACUUAGUACGAUUUUACCGUAUGUGUAACUGUACCAUUAACUAUUGUUUUAACGUUAUUUCAAUGGUCAUUAAAGCAUUCAUGCUAAAGUUUAACCAGUACAACAGUAACAUUAGCUACAUUAACAACUUUGAUUUACUUUUAUUCGUGUGUUGGCCCAGUAUUUACAGUUUUUCUCAAUCGCUUUGGCACAAUCGUCGAAUGACUAUGAAACUUCGUCAAACUAUAUGACUAGCUAUUAAUAUAAACAUUAGGUCAGUUGUUGACAUGACUAUAGUCAUUUAUCAUUUCUUUGGCACUAAAUGCAUUGAGUAACCCUUGCAGGUGAAAAUAGUUUGCAUUUAUUUGCUAUAGAAUCAUAAUAUUCUCAAAUGCAGUUAUACACAUUACAUGUUCAUUAUAUAGCUAAAUCCCUACAUGCAAAAUAAAGCAACCAACAAUCCCAAUAAACUGUCACACAAUAGGUAUGUGGUUUUGUUGUAAACGUUUUCAGAUGAAUAGACUUAGGGAACACUACCAUUGUUUACAAUUUACGCUAGAGGAACCAAACGCAAACGGGUGUCAGGUCAUGCAUGCAGCCGGGCCUCUAGCCUGCGCUUUGUGCACCCCCAGCCCUUGAGCCACUGUCCUUCCAGUAGGUGGAGGCUCUUCCUCCUUCUAGCCUCCGUUCUCUCCACUGCCCCCGUCAGCCCCAGAGUUCCUUAUGUUAACCCUCUUGAGCAUGUUUUACUAUAUCUGUCUGCGGCGACGCUCCAGGAGUGGGACUCGAGGCGAGGCUCUGACCAGCCGGCGGGCUGUGGAGUCCGGCCAGCGGGCCGUGAUGCCGGUCACUGUGGAGGUGGAGCAGUAUGCCAAGGAGGUCCUGGACUUCAGCUCCCACUAUGGCAGUGAGAAUAGCAUGUCCUACACCAUGUGGAACCUGGCUGGGGUACCCAACGUCUUCCCCAGCUCAGGGGACUUCACUCAGACGGCUGUAUUUAGAGCUUACGGGACAUGGUGGGAACAAUGUGCCAGUGCUCCGCCACCUUUCCGCCGCACCCCUAAAGGCUUCCAUAGCCGGGAUUAUAUCGAACUGGGCUUUGAGGAGCCUGUCUACCCUACAGCAGUAGAUGUACUUGAGACUUAUUACCCUGGAGCCAUCGUCCAGAUUCUGGCCUGCUCUCACAACCCCUUCUCCCAGAACCCACCUACUGAUGUCAGGUGGGAGGUGCUGUGGUCAGGGGAGCCGACCAAGGUGCUGACACCCCAGGCGCGUCAGUUUUCCCCUAACAUCAAGCAUAUCAACUUCCCCACCAACCUGCUGCGCCUGGAGGUCAACAGCUCUCUGCUGGACUACUAUACCGAGCUGGACGCUGUUAUUCUGCGUGGGGUAAAAGAAAGGCCCAUGUUGGCGCUCUACAAGAUGCCUCUCAUUGACAUCAAUGACCUUAGUGACAGCGAGGAUGAGCUGUCCGAUGUGGGAUGUUCAUUCAGACAAGGAGACAGCAAGCACCAGAGGACAGGCAAUGGCUACUUUGACAAACUGCCCUAUGAGCUUAUCCAGCUGAUAUUGAGCCACCUGACCCUGCCAGACCUCUGCCGUCUGGCCCAGAGCUGUAAGCUGCUGCACCAGCACUGCUGCGACCCGCUGCAGUACACCCAGCUGAGUCUGCAGCCCUACUGGGCCCGGCUGAGUGACGCCUCCUUGGGACACCUGCAGAGCCGCUGCACCCUCCUCCAGAGGAUCAACCUUUCCUGGACGGGAAACCGCGGAGCGCUCACCCUGACCGGCUUCAGCAGCUUCCUGAAGGCGUGUGGUCUCAGCCUUGGCUGCCUGGAGCUAUCGUGCUGCCACUUCCUGAACGAGGCCUGUCUGGAGGUCAUCUCUCAGACUUGUCCCGGGCUGCAGGAGCUCAACCUGUCCUCCUGCGACCGCCUCCACCCGCAGGCCUUCGCACACAUCUCCAAACUAACACGCCUCCGCAGGCUGGUGCUCUACCGCACCAAGAUAGAGCAAACAGCUAUUCUGAGCAUCCUGACUUUCUGCAUAGAGCUGAGACACCUCAGCCUAGGGAGCUGUGUGAGGAUUGAUGACUAUGACGGUGUCGCCAGUAUGCUGGCUGCUCGCUGUCGCUCACUCCGCUCGCUGGACCUGUGGCGCUGCAAAAACCUGACGGAUCGAGGCCUGGCCGAGCUUGUCUCUGGCUGCAGGAUGCUGGAGGAGUUGGACCUGGGCUGGUGUCCCACACUGCAGAGCAGCACCGGAUGUUUCGAGUACCUCGCUCGCAGCCUUCCCCGCCUGCGCAAACUCUUUCUCACCGCCAACCGCACGGUCUGCGACUCAGACAUAGAGGAGUUGGCCGCCAGCUGCCCCUCGCUGCAGCACCUCGACAUACUGGGUACGCGGUUGGUGAGUGCUGCCUCACUGAAGAAACUCCUCCAGUCUUGUCCACGACUUCUCCUCCUGGACGUCUCCUUCUGUUCGCAGAUAGACACGCGGGUCGUCCAAGAGCUCUCCGGUCUCUUCCCCAAAGUGGCCAUCAAGAAGAGCUUCACUCAGUGACCCCAGCAUUGUCUCAUUGCUACAGUCCAGAGGAAGUAAGAGGAGUGAAGUGCUCGCCAAGAGACACUGCCCCAAAGCCAAUGAGAGGCAGGUCAGAUGCUGUAGGAGAUUGCCGACCUGCCUGCUUCUGUAUCACCGACACAAUCUUCUUUUAGCGUGUCAGUAAAUAAAGCAGUUGUACUGGGUGAGGGGGUUCUUUGGAUUAACUGGCUGAACGGAAACAACGACAGACUCCCAGUCACAGGAUUAUAGAACGUGAGACUUUUUUGUUGUUAUUCUUUUGGACACUUGAAAUCAGGGUCGUUGCAGUAAAGCUGCUACAUCUUCCCAGAAUCUGAAUCACCACUUAAGUAUUGCCAAGAUAAGGCUAGGAAACAAGGCUAGGAAAUAUGCCUUGGUACUGGAUGCUAAACACAGAACAAAAACAUUUGUGAGCAAUGCUCCCUUGAACAUCUUGUUAGGACAACGAAAAGGGACAAAAACCAGUGUGAAACCUACUCUUAUUUAGAAACAGUUGAAAAAAGCUGGCGGAGGAUUUGGUAGUCACAUAUUUAGUUUAGCUGGUAACGUAAUUAAAGAUCAGGGGCGUGGUCAGUGCCUUGUCAGAAUGUGCAGCAUUCAUGCUGGCUGUUUUAAUUCAUGAGGGUCAUUCUGAAGGCAUCUGUCGACAUCAAGCCAGUUUGUUUUAAUUAUAAGAAACACUUGAUACAUACUUGAUGCUGGUGUGUUGAAAGGAAUCAGUAGCGUUAAAGGUGAUAACAAAGGAGUGAACGCAGCCUUAUUUCACACAGUGUACUGUGUGAAUUGUGUCAACUCAAACCUUAAUGCAAGUAUCACUAUCUGUUGCUGCAAACUGACUGCAGAAUCGUACGCAAGGUCCUCACGUUGAAAAUAAACACACCAUUAACUGUCCUUGCACCACAUAUGUGAGAACUUGUGAAAAAGCAGACUGGAACAACAUUUGUUUUAAUUUUAAUGUGCAGUAUAAAUGACAGAAGUAGUCAAAACCCCCAGAUCAUCAAAUCAGCAACAGACAGACUAACUCAUUUGAAAUAAAAGCACUGAGAAGUAACACAUUUCAACAGUCUAAAACCCAAAGAUAUUACAAUGAUAUAAAAACCAGAAAAGCUGCAAAAUGACUGAAUCAAUUAGUGAAUUGUCCGAAGUUGCGAAUUAUUUUCUGUCCAACGACUAACCAAUCGACUAAUCAGGUCUAACCAGACAGGUCUGAUGAAACAAAAUGUUUUUUGAUAGCAUAAAAUGAGGUCUCCAACCAUAAUAACUGUAUUCCAGUUUCCCUACAUUUACCCUACAGACGGAUAUGAUAAUGAUAUAUUAACAGGGUUUUCUCUGUUUUGUUUUGUUUUUGUUUUGUUUUUUGAGGGCGUUUAGGUGCAGAUGACGUCAUACGCUCAAGUGACAUCAUCGUGCACUUAUUUGCAUAAAGCUUAGUGGUUGUCCGUUGCAGCGAGCGAGAUCACUAAAGCAAAACUUGAAGGAGCCGCUUAUUACUAAAAUGAGAAUAGCUGGACCACCUUAAAGGUCAGCCCACCUUAAGUUAGUUAGCCUGUGCUGAAGUUGUCGCUAGCUCUCUAUUUGAGCCCAUUCACGCGCGGACGCCCCUUCCCGUGCCUUUACUAGCGUCCACGUGCUCUCCACAUUGUUUUUACGUUCAUACACUUAGACGGUGCGCAAAAACGCUUAGGUGCUGCGGCAAGGUAUAAACCCUGACUAAUUAGGAAAGAGCUGUGUGGCGUUGUAGAUGCUUUCUUUAUUGAACAUAUGAUACAAGACCUAAAUAAACAGGGUGUUUUAUUGCUAUGUUUUUUUUGAGACUUUUCAACAAUUCAUUCUGGCCAAGUAAGAAAAAAAACCAUGGCCAAAGUUAACAGCAAUUAGAUAAUUGGAUUGCUAAUUGUGUAUGCUUACGUCAUACAGACCGUUCUUUUCAUUAGCCAGUCCCUCCAGAAAAACCUAAUUAUGCGAUCGCAUAAUUCAAUGCAUAAUCAGCCAAAGUCCUCAUAUUUAUGCGGGGGGCGCAUUUUUUCAAAUACGCCGCAC
Molecule: messenger RNA, 4784 nt
Organism: Perca fluviatilis (European perch)
Lineage: Eukaryota; Metazoa; Chordata; Actinopteri; Perciformes; Percidae
Gene: fbxl4
Product: F-box and leucine-rich repeat protein 4
Exons: 9
Coding region: 885-2723 (612 amino acids)
Biological process (GO): SCF-dependent proteasomal ubiquitin-dependent protein catabolic process
Cellular component (GO): SCF ubiquitin ligase complex
Molecular function (GO): protein binding
Source: RefSeq, a predicted model, not a curated record